GCUUACAGCACCCCUUUAGGUGAAUCGUUGAAGUACUGUUUUCGUGAAAAAGAGUGAUUACCAAAUCAAAAUAUAGAAUUUAUUUCAAAUAUAAGGCUUCUUUUAGGCAAAAUGAAUCGAAUUGCCUUCCGGUUGCUGCUAACAAGUACUAGUAUUCGAUUCCCGCAACAAUCGUAUCAUAUCCUAAAGAGAAACUGUAGUUUCAAAAGCGAUCUUUCACUUGACAAAAUCUACCCUACCAGCAAUCUACGGCUCUACACACCGGCACCUCCGACUUCAAAGGAUGGUAAAUUUAGCGGAUACAUUCCAUUGGACAAGCUGGACGUCACGUAUAGCCGAAGUACCGGUCCAGGAGGUCAAAAUGUAAACACAGUGAGCACUAAGGUUGAUCUCCGAUUUCAUCUGGAAUCGGCCAAUUGGCUCCCGGGAGAUACCAAGAAACGAUUAGCUGAAAUGCAAAAGAAUCGUAUUACAAAGGAAGGCUAUCUGGUGAUCAAAAGUGAAAUGACCCGAUCGCAGCAGAUGAAUAUGGCCGAUGCCCUGGAAAAGUUGCGAACAUUCAUCCGGGAGGCAGAAGAACCUGUUACGAAAGAGCUCGCCCCGGAAACACUAGAAAAGCUGCGACGUCGUCACGAGAAAGCUGUUCGGGAGCGUUUGAUGGUCAAACGGCAACGCUCGCAAACCAAAUCCGAUCGACGGGCACCCACAUUGUAAAGGUUUGCUGUUUUGUUUCUCGAGUAAUAUAGGAUUGAUACAUGU
Uranotaenia lowii is the source of this 759-nucleotide messenger RNA. RefSeq names its product peptidyl-tRNA hydrolase ICT1, mitochondrial-like. Gene Ontology annotation, biological process: mitochondrial translational termination. The coding region runs from base 112 to 714 and encodes 200 amino acids. Gene Ontology annotation, cellular component: mitochondrial large ribosomal subunit. Gene Ontology annotation, molecular function: translation release factor activity. NCBI's taxonomy places the organism in Eukaryota, Metazoa, Arthropoda, Insecta, Diptera, Culicidae. The transcript has 3 exons. The record is from RefSeq and is a predicted model, not a curated record.